Molecule: messenger RNA, 1290 nt
Organism: Saccharomycopsis crataegensis
Lineage: Eukaryota; Fungi; Ascomycota; Saccharomycetes; Ascoideales; Saccharomycopsidaceae
Exons: 1
Coding region: 1-1290 (429 amino acids)
Source: RefSeq, a predicted model, not a curated record
AUGGACGACUUUUCUGGUCUCGAUGACAUCCAGAGAAGAUGCAAAUUGGCCAAAAAAACAAAUGCAAUAGUUGAAAAGGUCAAAUUUUUUUCAAACGCGGCGUAUUUCCUUCUGUUGUAUCACGAUUUUGAGGUUGCCCGCGAGGCCCAAAGACGCGAAGAAGAAAUUAUAAAUGAAGCAGAAGUCGAAGCAGAUGAAUGUUAUGAGCUGGAUACCCAGUACCCUGAUUGCUACUACAGGGCAUCUUUCACUUUUAAUCUUGAGGCUCUUAAACCAUCAAGGAUUUGGGAAGAAUUUCGCUUUACAAGGAAACAGAUCUAUCAUUUAUCAGAACUUCUUGGGUUGAAUGAUCCAGACAUCACAGGAGAGUUUGAAUUCAGGCGCCCUCCUUUAGAAUGCUUUUGUAUGCUUCUUGGAAGGCUAGCAGUUCCCAGAAGACUUAUAGAUAUGACAGAGAUUUUUGCGGAAGAUAAGACUGUAAUGUCUCGGUGUGUAUUAGAGUGUGCAAGAUUUAUUUACCGUAGAUUCAGAUACCUCUUGUCAAUUGGAGAUUAUGAAAUCCCAGCAAAAAGAUUAAAUAUACUACAGGAGCUAGGAUGCAAGGACCAAGACUAUUAUGACAAUCUCCUGUUCUUUCUUGACGGGACAGUGAUACAAGUUAAUAAGCCAGUCCAUGGUGGAGAUGUAUUGUAUAAUGGUCAUAAACAUUUUCAUGCUUUGAAGUACCAAGUGCUUCUUGGUACCGAUGAUAUUGUUUAUUCCUUGGAAGGCCCUGCCGUUGGGCCUGCUCAUGAUAGUAGGCACACUAUAGGGGUCCAUUUGGAAGAACGAAUCAUAGAAGCUGCACCAGGAUGUUGUGUUUAUGGAGACGAAGCUUACAAGGGUACCGAUGUCAUGAGGAAACCCUUUAACAAAUUACAACUACAUAGAGUUCCAAAAACACAUCCCCAUUUAAGUCCUGAAGAAUGUGAGAAACUAAUAGAAGAUUUAAAGUUACAUAAUGUGACCAUGGCGAAGGCUCGUGUUAGAAUUGAAAAUCAUUUCGCAAAGAUCAACCAACAAUUCAACCUUUUCAAAUUGACUAACAAGAAUCGUCUUGGACUGACACCUGUUGGUAUACUAUACUUCUGUGCAGUGUUUUUAACUAAUAUCAGAACUAUAUUACGCAGAAGAGAUCUAUCAGUGAGACAAUAUCUUUCUUGGAGGAGAGUUGGUAAUGAUAUUGCUGCAGAUAACAGUUCACUUGAUGAAGAAAAUAGUGAAGAGGAGGAUGAUUUGGAAUGGUUGUGA